This is a messenger RNA of Rhagoletis pomonella (apple maggot), 894 nucleotides long. RefSeq lists its product as uncharacterized. NCBI's taxonomy places the organism in Eukaryota, Metazoa, Arthropoda, Insecta, Diptera, Tephritidae. The transcript is spliced from 2 exons. The record is from RefSeq and is a predicted model, not a curated record. Bases 160 to 801 code for a protein of 213 amino acids.
AUACUUCGACUAUUUAUACUCGAGUGGAAAAUUUAUGAUGCAUCGAAGCAAAUCAUCGAUGUUUUUCCGACAUUCCUAGCAAUAGGCAAAACGAUAAUUUCGUAUUGAGUUAAUAAUUGUGCAAUACAUUUUUAAAUUUUGCAUUUUGGUUGGAAAAAUAUGUCGUUGGUUGAUAAAAGCGAGGAGCGCGCUUUUAUUAUCAGUUGCCUCAAAGUGUACAAGGCCCUCCCAGCGUUAUGGAACCCGCGUUCGCCAGGAUACCGCAACAAAGUUACAAAGAAUACGUCGUACGAAUUUUUAGUUAACAAAUUUCGAGAAAGAUAUCCAGAUAUAAGUCGUAAAGGUGUAACCAAGAAAAUAAAUGCAUUGAGAACCAAUUUCCGAAAAGAGCUAAAGAGUAUGGUGCUAGAAUGUCGUAAGAACUCUAAAUUAUGGUAUUUUGACGAAAUUAAAUUCUUGAUCGGCGAUGUGGCUACAAAGGAACAGAAAUCUGAACUCGAGUAUCACGAUGAACAACCAAUAAAUAUAGAGGUACUUGAAGAGGACGAUUCGUCCGCACCAACUGAGGAAUAUACUCAUAUAGAAAGAACAGAGUACAAGGCGCUACCCAAAACUUCAAACAUAUCAAAUCCGAAACCACUUGGAGAAUAUGAGUUGAAAUUGGCAGAGACGUGGGCUAUGGAACUGCAAAAAAUGACGCCGGAGCAACAGAUUUAUGCUAAGAAAGCUAUCAACGAUAUAAUUUAUGAAGGGCAAUUAGGAAACCUACACCGAGACAGUGGAAACAUAUACGCAUCCUAAGAAAUAAAAUAACCAAGAUAUAAGUAUACAAACAUAUGUAUGUAAAUGGCUAUUAAAUGUAUUCAAUAAGACUUAAUUUUAAAGUUAAACAAA